Molecule: messenger RNA, 1002 nt
Organism: Scheffersomyces stipitis CBS 6054
Lineage: Eukaryota; Fungi; Ascomycota; Pichiomycetes; Serinales; Debaryomycetaceae
Product: cationic amino acid transporter
Exons: 2
Coding region: 1-1002 (333 amino acids)
Biological process (GO): basic amino acid transmembrane export from vacuole
Cellular component (GO): fungal-type vacuole membrane
Source: RefSeq, a predicted model, not a curated record
AUGGCUCCACCUCCGCCGAUCGUAAUAGAUGCCCAGGCAGUCAGUGGUAUCACCGGGUCCAUUUCCAUCGCAUGCUGGAUUAUUGUCUUUGCUCCACAAAUUUAUGAAAACUUUAGAAGACAGUCAUCCGAGGGUUUGUCACUUACUUUCAUCAUUCUCUGGUUGGCUGGAGAUGUGUUCAAUGUGCUAGGUGCUGUUUUGCAGGGAGUUUUGCCCACAAUGAUUAUUCUUGCUGUGUACUAUACGUUAGCUGACAUCGUAUUGUUAUGGCAGUGUUUGGUGUAUGGAAACGGUGAACAAGCUGAUUUGAUCCAUUUGUCUCCAGCCAAUCCUAUAAAUGAAGACGUAUUGGAAACUGUAUUGUCACGUGAACAUCACCAACAUCAUCACCAUGAAAUCCAAGACUACACCACUGGAGCUUCUGUAGACUUGGAGGCUUCGAGUUCGGAGUCUUCUUCGAGUGCCUCAUCCUACAAACUUACUUCUACGCAAUCGGCAUUGAUUAAAUUCUUGAUGGUAGCACUUGUAAUUUUAUCCGGCUUGGCUGGCUGGUACAUUUCGUAUGUCAAGGAUGCUCGUCACAGACAGAAGCAUCCAGGCAAGGUCAGAAAGCCCGAAGAGUUGAUUUACGAUCCAUUGGCCCAAUUUUUUGGAUGGCUUUGUGCUCUUUUCUAUUUAGGUUCGAGAAUACCUCAGAUUCUUUUGAACUACAAGAGAAAGUCAUGUGAUGGCAUCUCGUUCAUGUUCUUCCUCUUUGCCUGUUUGGGUAACUUGACCUACGUGAUUUCCAUUCUUGCCAUCGACACUUCGUGGUACUACUUGUGGGUCAACUCGUCGUGGUUGGCUGGUUCCUUGGGUACGUUGGGCUUAGACUUUACUAUCUUUGUGCAGUUCUUCUUGUACAACGAAAAUGAUAAAAGUGAAGGAGAGUCCAGCGAAGAACAAUCGUUGCUCAGCAGUCAAGCUGGCUCCCAACAACUGGUUACAUAUGGAUCGUCCUAG